AUGCGACGCUUGGGGGUAGGCGCGGGUCCGGCAGCAAACCAGGGGCAGCCGUGCCUCUUGACGCUGCGCUACGCCACCACGGGGGCGCAGCAUAGCUACAAACCAGGGUGCUUCGUAUUGGCACUGCGCUUCCUGUUUGUGGCGCUUACACCAACGUCACUACAGAGGCGACUUGCGAUUCGCAUGCAGACUGGCAUGGAGCGCACCGAGGAGCUGGAGAAGGAACUGCAGUGGCUUCAGAAGCAUGGGUCACCUCUGCAAGUAAUGGGGCUUCCCGACCACGCGGAACUAGUGGAAGUGCGUGCUCGCUAUAGAAGUUUGGUCCUUGAAACCCAUCCCGACACGGCAAAGGGCACCACUGGUGAGAACGAGUAUGCCAUUCUACAGACGGCGUACAAGAUGUCCGUCAAUCCACUUAGCCUCUGGCACCAAAAUGGAGCCUCACCUGCACUGCACCGUCAGCUGCUACAGACAUCCAGGAAGAAGCUCCACAGGCUAGAUCGAGUGCGCGUCUUCGCCAUCUUUUCUUACAUAGUGAUGCUUCUCAUCUGUGUCUUCUUCUCCACUGUGGUUGUGAGCCAUAGCCUGGAGUCGGUGCUGAGGUUCUUCGACCCGGAGUUCUACCACUUCAUGGUGCAACAGGAGAGAGAAGAAGACCGCAAGCGUGCGGCAGGGGAGGUUGUAGACACGGACCCGAAGCGACUUGCGCCAACAGCCGUACGCCGACUACUCUUCCCCGGCCAGUUCAUUCACGAGAGUAGUGAGGGUAAGGAGCGAGGCCGGAAGUGA
This is a messenger RNA of Leishmania braziliensis MHOM/BR/75/M2904, 789 nucleotides long. RefSeq lists its product as hypothetical. The record is from RefSeq and is a predicted model, not a curated record. Lineage: Eukaryota; Euglenozoa; Kinetoplastea; Trypanosomatida; Trypanosomatidae. The transcript has a single exon. Bases 1 to 789 code for a protein of 262 amino acids.